ACACUGGAUGGAGUGGUGCACGCACUUGUCCGUGUGCGCACGCGUUUAUGCGAGUGCGCUCUCACGUUCUUGAAUUUGUCCCGCGGAUGCCUGAGAGGGGAAGAUCUCCUCCAGUUUGCAAGCACUGCAAAAGUGUUGCUGGCACGAGGCGAUGCGCGCACUGAGUCUAGAGAAGCGGACGUGGUGAGACAAACAGAUUUUUUUGAGGGCACGGAGACGAAACUGCAAGCGAUAAACAGGAACGACAUCAUCAAACCCCGAUCAUAACUCUGUAUUUCCAUUUUUUAUGAGCACGCGCUUACAGAAAGCGAAGCGGGGGGCGUCGCGCGUGUGGGGUGCACCGUCUACUUGUUAUUUCACCAGGACAGUUCAGUCUGACCGGCCCGGCUCUCGAGUACCAACGCUGCCGUGCGCUCCGAUGAUGGACCAACCUCGGUAAUUCAGUGAAGGAGACGAGCCGCCCCGGAUGACAGCAAGUCCACCGUGGUUUGAGAAAAUGGGUUGUUUUUACAUUGUGGCGGGGAGGGCUCUGCUGUAACACCGGCGGAUCAUGGCAGGGGUACACGCUUCAGAUGGGGUGUCGGGACAUUUAUUGGAUCCUGCCAUCAGCGCCCCGCCAGCUCAGGGCGCGACCAACGCUGCGGGGAUCACCGGCGAUGCGGCCGCUCUGCCUCUGACUGGUACCCGGACGUACUUGGAGGUGUCGGCCGCCGCUCAGGGGUACGGGGCGGAGGGAGUUUACACCAAUGGACGGUACAGGGACCACGGCAGUCCAAGGAUCGGGAGUGGCAGCCGUGAUAAUUCAGCGGAGAGAAGUCAGGGAGCUGGAAACACACCUUGCGGCAUCAUGAAGGAUGGUUCCAAACAGAGGCAGGUGAGGAAGAAAACGGUAUCCUUCAGCUCGAUGCCGAGCGACCGCAAGAUCAACAGCACAGCUGCUUGCAUGGCCUUCAUGAUGGAGGGUUGUGAAAUGAAGAAGGUGCGCUCCAACUCGCGUAUGUACAACCGCUACUUCCUGCUGGAUCCGGACAUGCACUGGUUGCGUUGGGAGCCAUCCAAGAAAGAUUCAGAGAAGGCUAAACUGGAAAUCAAGAGCAUUAAGGAGGUCCGUUUGGGGAAAAAAACUCCUGUUCUCCGCAGCAAUGGCCUCUCUGAUCAGUUUCCUGAUGAAUGCGCUUUCUCGAUCAUCUAUGGGGAUAACUACGAGUCCUUAGACUUAGUGGCUAGCACAGCAGAUGUUGUCAGCACCUGGGUGAUGGGCCUGAGGUAUCUGGUGUCUUAUGGCCGCCACACUGUGGAUAUGGUGGAACCGAGUCAGCAAAGUCUACGAACAUCUUGGAUUGGAUCAGUGUUUGAGCUAGCGGAUGUGGAAAAGGAAGGACACAUAGACCUAUUCAGAGCCACCCAGAUAAUUAAGGGGCUCAACCCUGGAAUGAAAGAGUCUAGGAUACAACUGAAAUUCAAAGAACUCCAGAAAGCUAAAGACCAGUACGGAGAGGCAAUUAACUUGGACACUUUUGUUGAGGCCUACUGUGAGCUAUGCACACGGCCAGAGAUUUUCUUCCUGCUGGUGCAGUUCUCCAGUAACAAGGAAUAUCUUGACAGCAAAGAUCUGAUGCUUUUUGUAGAGGUAGAGCAGGGUGUGGAAGGAGUAACAGAGGACAUGUGCAGGGAUAUUGUUCAGAAAUUUGAGCCAUCUGCUGAAGGCAGGGAGAGAGGCUACCUCUCCAUUGACGGUUUUACACACUACCUCCUGUCCUCAGAAUGCCACAUUUUUGACCCCCAGCACAAACGUGUAUGCCAGGAUAUGACGCAACCUCUUUCCCAUUACUACAUCAACUCCUCGCAUAAUGCUUCCCUUCUGGAGGACCAUUUCUGGGGUUCGUCAGACAUCAGCAGCUACAUCCGAGCUCUGAGGAUGGGGUGUCGCAGCAUUGAAGUAGUUGUAUGGGAUGGCCCUGAUAAUGAACCAGUAGUGUAUGUGGGCAGUUCGGUAGCCUCACAGCUAGCUUUCUCUAAAGUUCUGGACAUUAUUAACCAAUAUGCUUUUGAGAGCUCUGAGUACCCCCUUAUUCUCUGCUUAGUGACCCACUGUUGCAUUCCCCAGCAGAGGGUCAUGGCACAGCACACGAAGAAGAUUCUCGGGGACAAGCUGUAUAUUGACUCACCCAACAAGGAGGAAAACUACCUACCCUCUCCUGAGAAACUCAAAGGUAAAAUCCUCCUUAAAGGCAAGAAGCUGCCACCCAGCUGUACUGAUGCUGAAGGGGAUGUGACAGAUGAGGAGGAGGGUCUGGAAAUGUCCCAAAGAGUGGGAACUGAUGAGAAAGACCAGCUGAAUGGCUUGGGCUGUAAGACAUUCAGGCUGUGCAGAGAGCUGUCUGAUCUUGUAUCUCUCUGCAAGUCAGUCCAGUUCAGGGACUUUGAGUUCUCUAAGAGGGAACAAAAGUACUGGGAAAUAUGUUCCUUCAAUGAGGUAGAUGCAAACAAGUUUGCUAAUGAGUUUCCAGAAGAAUUUGUCUGCUAUAACAAGCGCUUCCUCUCCAGGGUAUAUCCCACUCCCAUGAGGAUUGAUGCUAGCAACAUGAACCCCCAGGAUUUCUGGAAAUGUGGCUGCCAGAUUGUGGCCAUGAACUAUCAGACUCCAGGCCUGAUGAUGGAUCUCAACCUAGGGUGGUUCAGGCAGAAUGGCAACUGUGGGUAUGUUUUACGGCCAGCCAUUAUGAGGGCGGAGGUGUCCUACUUUAGUGCCAAUGCUCGGGACUCCCUUCCAGGAGUGUCUGCACAGCUUCUUCACAUCAAAGUCAUCAGUGGGCAGAAUCUUCCCAAGCCUCGUGGUUCUGCUGCUAAAGGGGAUGUGGUGGAGCCCUACAUAUAUGUGGAGAUACAUGGCAUACCAGCUGACUGUGCUGAGCAAAGAACCAAGACUGUGUCUCAGAAUGGUGACAACCCUAUUUUUGAUGAGAGUUUUGAAUUCCAGAUUAAUUUACCUGAACUUGCAGUACUGCGUUUUGUGGUUCUAGACGAUGACUACAUCGGAGAUGAGUUCAUUGGCCAGUACACCAUCCCAUUUGAGUGCCUACAGCCAGGCUAUAGGCAUGUCCCUCUGCAGUCUCUUACAGGAGAGUUCUUACCCAACACGACCUUGUUUGUUCACGUGGCCAUCACUAACAGACGUGGUGGAGGAAAGGGUCAUAAGAGGGGUAUAUCUGUCAGGAAGAGUAGGAAGGCCCGGGAGUACACCACAACCAAGACCACAGGAAUCAAAGUAGUGGAUGAGCUCUUCAGAGCUUCCACCCAGCCUCUCAGGGAGGCCACAGACCUCAGAGAAAAUGUGCAGAAUGCAAUGGUGUCCUUCAAGGAGCUCUGUGGUCUGACCCCUGCAGCCAACAUGAAGCAGUGUAUCUUGACGGUGUCUACAUGGCUGAUGAACAGCGAGAGAUCGCUGAGGGUAACUGUGGACCUGAGCGAGACCUAUCCCACCAUGGAAGCUCAGGGUGUUGUGCCUGAGCUGCUGCGCAAAGUACUGAACGCCUAUGACAUGCUGAUCCAAACCAGCAAAACGCUGAUUGAGUCAGCUGAUGUGGUCUACUCCAAGCUCACACAAGCACAACGAGCAGGUUUGGACUUCCAUGAGGACCUGCAUCGCAUUGGAGCAAAGGAGGGUCUGAAAGGACGUAAACUGCAGAAGGCUAUGGAGAGCUACGCUUGGAACAUCACUGUGCUGAAGGGCCAGGCUGACCUGCUAAAGCACGCAAAGAGUGAGGCACUGGACACUCUGCGUCAGAUCCACUGUGCAGCUCAGUCCUGUGGCCUCAGUAAAAAUGGAGCAGCUUCCCCACAGCUUCAGCACCAUCCUCACCACCAGCCGCAGCAGACACAGCAGCAGCCUCAGGCCAAGACCCACCCAACGCCUCCACUGCUGUGCCAACCCCAAAAUCAGCUCCAGUCUCAGACCGCACCUCAGGCUUAUCUGCACCCGCAUCCCCAGCAAUAUCCCCAGCUGCAUCCCCAGCUAUCGGCUCCUCCUCUGGCCCCACCUGUUCCAAAACCACCUGCCUACCCUCAACCGCCACCGCUACCCCAGCACCAGUUUCAGUUCCAAAACCAGCAGCAGAGGGCAGCAGUACCUCUCGACACCAUCCCCGAGAAAGAAAAAGAGACUGUCAGUGACAGUCCUGCGGGAUCCUGCUGACCCGCUGCCUGUGCCCACAGAGAAUCCGUCCCAAAGAGAGACAGUGAGACAGAGAAGCAGAAAGGUGUAGAAAGAAAGCAAGAGGUCAGUAAAGAAAGAGAGAUGGAAGAAGUUGCUGAGAAAUUAAAAGAGAUGAUGAUGAGGAGGAAGCCUCGUCGUGUUAGAAGCGAGACGCAAGUUUGAGAGGUGAUUUGAGUUGGCCAGAGAUAUGAAAGAGAAGAGAGAUACUACACUUCAGCUAGAAGUGAAAAGCAGAAGGAUAACGGCUGAAAACAUCAGUGAGUUACAUAUCCCUGUCUCUCUCUGGGCACUGCUAUUUUCAAGCCCCUCCACGAUGUACUCUAGCUCUGUGGGUACAGGCUUUACCUCACUUUGGCAUUUAAUGCCACAAAUUUGCCUUUUUUAUUUUCAGAGACUCCUUGGCAUGUCUUCAAGUGUUUAUUUCUUCACAUUCACACUUUCCCUCCCACAACUAAGACAUACAGGAAACCCUCACUUAUUUUGAUGAUGAAGAGGAGGCCAUUUUAAUUUAGUGGCACAAAGUAGAGCAGCUCUGCUAGUCUGUAGGGGUCACAAAUGGCCAUUUCAGCACAAAAUAAGCAGCUAUAGUGCUAAAAUAGAAAAAAAAAAUCACCCUGAUGUAUUAUUGCUGGUGUCAGUCUUCAUCAGGCCCCUCAGAUCUCUAGUGUCAUUUCUCUUAGGGUUUAAGUUCUCCGGCAUUCUUGGACACUCCCCACACAAUCUUUUUGUCUCCUUCCUAGGGGCUACGUAUAUGAUGUUAUGUGAGUUGAUGUCCUGGUCCCUAGGAUGGAGCACGUCCUUAAGUGGCGGAGUUCACCAGUCAGUCACAACUGGAAUAUUUGACCCCUCCCGUUAGAGGUCAAAGAUCAUCAGGAACAUGAUACUGCUGUCUAUAAGAAUAAAGUGACUAUAGAUGUAAAAUGUAUGCAAAGUGUAUGAAGGGAACAUAUAUUGCUAUAAUAAUUCUCGGACAUUCAUGAUUGAUAUUAUUAUAACUGUUGUUAGUUUUAUUGAUAUUCUAAGUAUUUUUUAACAUUACUUCCACAUACACAGUGAUUUGACACCUGUUGUUCUGUGGUGCAGAUCAAGCCAACCAGUGCAUGUGCCAUUGGAAUGAAAGGUUUAGGGGUUAGCACCACAACACAACAGUCGAACAAUAACCUGACGUGUUUCACUUCAAAGUGAGUGUGGAUUCUGUAAGAGAUCUCUUAAGUGGCCCAUUAAAACUGGCUUCAUUGUU
This is a messenger RNA of Oreochromis niloticus (Nile tilapia), 5456 nucleotides long. RefSeq names its product phospholipase C like 5 (gene plcl5). Gene Ontology annotation, molecular function: phosphatidylinositol-4,5-bisphosphate phospholipase C activity. The record is from RefSeq and is a predicted model, not a curated record. The transcript has 6 exons. Lineage: Eukaryota; Metazoa; Chordata; Actinopteri; Cichliformes; Cichlidae. Gene Ontology annotation, biological process: phosphatidylinositol metabolic process; release of sequestered calcium ion into cytosol; regulation of synaptic transmission, GABAergic. The coding region runs from base 551 to 4195 and encodes 1214 amino acids.